UCUAUUUGAAAAAUGCAACGGGACAGUGCAAAUGCAUUCCAGUUUCAAACCUGCUAACGCACAGACGGACGAGUUGCGUUUCAAAAUGGCUGUCCUCAUAUCUACGUUAUGGAUUAUCGGAUUUAUCACUGGUAUGGUACAAGCAAUGCAGUUAAACUGCACCACUAAUCGAUUGGACGUUUGUGAAAUUCACAACAUCGUUCUCACCGAGUAUACUGAUGUGUCUCAAUGGGAGUUUCCGGAUCAUCAAACUUUGCAGUUAGGUGGUUACCCAAUGUCGGAUGACACCACGCUUGUAACUGCCAUAACAAAGGACGUUGCAGAAAAGUUGGUCAAUGCGCAGACAAUUCAAAUGCAAAACGUGUCGCUGAUGUCAUUCUAUCUGUGGGAGCAUCUAAUAGGUUUAGACGCUUCAUACAACUAUCUCUCUGAGCUGAUUGUAGAACCGGAAUCUGUGUAUAACCUAAAAUCGUUGAACCUAAAGCACAACCGUCUGCAAAGCAUUGAUUUUAUCAAAGGCCUGUAUAAGCUCCGCGACCUUGAUCUCAGUAAUAACUACCUGGAGAAAAUCGAUCUCUCCAACUUUGACUCAGCGAAAGAUCUGGUUACGUUGAAACUGUCUCACAAUCGGAUUCGGACCAUCACCACCGUUGGCGAUUUGCUUCAUCUUCCUCGCCUCACCGUUUUAAUGUUGAACAACAAUCAAUUAGCUAUUCUAGACGCUAGUCAGUGGCAGUUUAAUGUGCUGCAAGAUUUGUUUCUAUCCAACAAUCGAUUGUCCUACAUUAGCAUGUGCGAAGUGCAGAGUUCUUUUCCGCGGCUUCAGACGCUCUACUUGGACGGUAACAACUGGGAGUGCUCGAACCUUAACAAUACCGUUACCCAGUUACACCAGUUCAACAUCAAGGUAAUCAACUACAGCGAUCACAAUUGUACGACAGCCGUGGAAAACAUUUGCUGCUUCUAAUCUCCAAACAUCUUCGGAGGUCACCGUCGGUUGUUAUUUUCGGUAAACCGGUCCUUGAACUGCCCUAUUCGUUGCUACGUUAUCAACCUGCCGCUGUCGGCAAACAAGACAAUUAUUAAACUGAUAAGCAUCAAUUCAAUCGUU
Molecule: messenger RNA, 1111 nt
Organism: Wyeomyia smithii (pitcher-plant mosquito)
Lineage: Eukaryota; Metazoa; Arthropoda; Insecta; Diptera; Culicidae
Product: oligodendrocyte-myelin glycoprotein-like
Exons: 2
Coding region: 32-967 (311 amino acids)
Molecular function (GO): protein binding
Source: RefSeq, a predicted model, not a curated record